This is a messenger RNA of Metopolophium dirhodum (rose-grain aphid), 771 nucleotides long. RefSeq lists its product as uncharacterized. Lineage: Eukaryota; Metazoa; Arthropoda; Insecta; Hemiptera; Aphididae. The coding region runs from base 231 to 740 and encodes 169 amino acids. The record is from RefSeq and is a predicted model, not a curated record. The transcript is spliced from 2 exons.
CAUUUUGCAAGCGUCCAUUUUGCCGAUACACCUGAGCACCGCGUAUACCGUUUACAUAUACCAUAUACAUUACUGCAAUUUUUUAAGAGGACUAUUAUACGCACUUACGUCCACCGUGAAUACAUGACGGUUUCGAAUCGAAUUUCGUAAAAUUGCUAAAUAUAUUAAACGCUCACCCGACACAUUAUCUUGGGAUAUUUACACAACUUGUGCUGAACGUGCCAAUAAAAAUGAAAACCAUAAAUUCUCUGUUUCUUUGCAUAUUUUUAUUGAUAUCAAUUUGUUCACGCAAUGUUUCCACAUUCUGUGGAAACGAUGAUCAAGUCGAAGACUUGAAGACGGCUUUGAUUAUCCAUGAGUCAAGCUAUACAGUAAUGACCAGCUUGAGCGCAAUACCAAUAACCGGUGCAGCUUUAACCGCUGUGCAUGUUAUAUCGUCCACUCAGUUUGCAGUUCGUUUGAAUAAUGUGUUUGAGGAAAUGAAAAAUUCUAUGAAUAAGGAACAUAAGGAUUACAAUAAAUGUUCAGAAAUCUUGGACAAAACUUCAACGGCAAUCAUAGUGAUCAGGACAACUAGUGUUGGGUUAUCUCUUGCGGCAAUGAUACCGGGUGUUGGUUUGGCACUUUUGGGCCCGAGGUUAGCUGCAUCGAUAUCUGCUAUGGUACUUAUAAGAGACGGUUUAGUACAUUGGCAAAAGAACGGUUGCCAAUAUACUACAACAAGAGAUUGUAAUUUAUAGGUGAAUCAAUAAAUGUAUAUUAAUGAAAUGA